Molecule: messenger RNA, 1434 nt
Organism: Carassius carassius (crucian carp)
Lineage: Eukaryota; Metazoa; Chordata; Actinopteri; Cypriniformes; Cyprinidae
Product: gastrula zinc finger protein XlCGF57.1-like
Exons: 4
Coding region: 1-1434 (477 amino acids)
Biological process (GO): regulation of DNA-templated transcription
Molecular function (GO): RNA polymerase II cis-regulatory region sequence-specific DNA binding; DNA-binding transcription factor activity, RNA polymerase II-specific
Source: RefSeq, a predicted model, not a curated record
AUGGGCACUCGGGCCAAAGAUGAUGCUCCUGUCGGCUUCAUAUGGUUAUAUUGCUUUAAUGUUGUUGUUGUUGUUGUUUUUGCUUUAGGCCUGAUUGCACUGAAAGAGGAGAGUCAGAAAGAUGAACUGAAUGAGAAAAAUCAAGAUGAGAAGUGUCUUGAUUUAAUGAGUAGAGAAAAACCAUCAAAGACUGAAGAGAUUUCUUCACAAAAAAUUGGUCGGAAGGCUGGGUCUAACCGUUAUUUCACCUGCUGUCAGUGUGGUAAGAAUAUAAUUAAUAAGCAAAACUUUGAAGUCCACAUGAGAGUUCACACUGGAGAGAAGCCUUUCAGCUGCCAACAGUGUGGAAAGAGUUUCACUCAAAAACAAAACCUUAAAGUCCACAUGAGAGUUCACAAUGGAGAAAAGCCUUAUACAUGCCCUCAGUGUGGACAGAGUUUUAAACUUAAGGGAAACCUCAAUGCCCACAUGAGAACUCACACUGGAGAGAAACCGUACAUCUGCAAACUGUGUGGGAAGAACUUCUCACGAAAAGAAUGUCUUAAGACUCACAUGAACAUUCACACAGGAGAUAAACCUUGCAUAUGUGGUCGGUGUGGAAAGAGAUUUAGAUGUGAAGAAACCCUUAAUCACCACAUGAGGAUUCACACAGAAGAGGAUUGUUUUAUAUGUCAUCAGUGUGGAAAGAGUUUCCUGCAUAAAAGAAGCCUCAACACUCACAUUAGACUUCACACUGGAGAGAAGCCUUUCAUCUGCCCUCAGUGUGGAAAGAAUUGCACAAAUAAAGCAAACCUUGAGAUUCACAGUAGAGUUCACACUGGAGAGAAACCUUUCACCUGCCCUCAGUGUGGAAAAAGCUUCUCACAAAAAGGAAACCUCCAGACUCACAUGAGAGUUCACACUGGAGAGAAGCCUUUCAGCUGCCAUCAGUGUGGAAAGAGUUUCAAUCAAAAACAAAACCUUAAAGUCCACAUGAGAGUUCACACUGGAGAGAAGCCUUUCACCUGCAAACUGUGUGGACAGAGAUUUACACUUAAGGGAAACCUUAAUGCUCACAUGAGAAUUCACACUGGAGAGAGUCCUUACACCUGCAAUCUGUGUGGGAAGAACUUCUCACGAAAAGAAAGUCUUAUGACUCACAUCAGACUUCACACUGGAGAGAAGCCUUUCAUCUGCCCUCAGUGUGGAAAAAGCUUCUCACAAAAAGGAAACCUUCAGACUCACAUAAGUAUUCACACUGGAGAGAAGCCUUGCAUAUGUGCUCAAUGUGGAAAGAGAUUCCUGCAUAAAAAAAGCCUCAAAAAUCACAUUAGACUUCACACUGGAGAGAAGCCUUUCAUCUGCCCUCAGUGUGGAAAAAGCUUCUCACAAAAAGGAAACCUUCAGACUCACAUAAGUAUUCAUACUGAAGAGAAGCCUUUUAAGUGUCUUUAG